This is a messenger RNA of Phycodurus eques (leafy seadragon), 2009 nucleotides long. It is a transcript of the gene hs3st1l2, whose product is annotated as heparan sulfate (glucosamine) 3-O-sulfotransferase 1-like 2. Bases 208 to 1104 code for a protein of 298 amino acids. The transcript has 3 exons. Lineage: Eukaryota; Metazoa; Chordata; Actinopteri; Syngnathiformes; Syngnathidae. Gene Ontology annotation, molecular function: [heparan sulfate]-glucosamine 3-sulfotransferase activity. The record is from RefSeq and is a predicted model, not a curated record.
GGCGGCAGCAGCACAAAGCAGAGUCGCUACAUUUUCUGAUCGCGCGCGCGCACGCACGCGCACACACACUUGCUCCAGUGAGGAGAGGCGAGGCGCGAAGCAAAAGCAAAACAAGCGCAGAGCACAAGAGCACAUCCAAGAGUCGUCAGUUUUUGUUUCAGCUUAUCUGAGCGCCGAGCCUCCCCGCCGACCGAUGUGUGUGUCGCCAUGCUGCGGACGCUGCCGGUACUGCUGCUGACUGUCAACUUGGUCGUGGGUUCGAGCUCCCCCGGUGACGUCCUCUCGCCGUCUUACAACAAAAGCAACAGUAGUGGCGUGCAGAGGCUGCCCGACGCCAUCAUCAUCGGCGUGCGUAAAGGAGGAACCAGAGCUCUCCUGGAGAUGCUCAACCUGCACCCUGAUGUGAAAGUGGCAAAGGCAGAGGUGCAACGUAAAAAUGUGCACUACUUCAACGUGGAGGAUCACUACAAGCGAGGCCUGGCCUGGUAUCGCUCCCAGAUGCCCUUCACCAAGCCCGGCCAGCUGACGUUGGAGAAGACCCCUGGCUACUUCGCCGCACCCCAAGUUCCGGCUCGUGUCUGGGCCCUGAACCCAGCCGCCCGCCUGCUGCUGAUCGUGCGCGACCCGGCAGAGAGGCUUGUGUCCGACUACACCCAGGUCCUACACAACCGCCUGGCCCGCCGAAAACCCUACCGGCCUCUGGAGGAGCUUCUACUCCGCAAGGGCCACGUGGACCCGGACUACAAGGCCCUCCAGAGGAGCCUCUACCACCGGCACCUGGCCCGCUGGCUGGAGAUCUUCCCCAGGGAGCAGAUCCACGUGGUGGACGGCGACGCCCUGGUCCGGGACCCCUACCCCGAGUUGAGACAAGCCGAGCGCUUCCUGGAGCUACCGCCCCACAUUGGCCCACAGAACUUCUACUACAACAGCACAAAGGGGUUCUACUGCCUCUUGGAGGCCGGACGGGAGAAGUGCUUGGACCAGUCCAAAGGGCGGCCGCACGCGCCUCUUGACGGGCUCACCUUCAGAAAGCUCUGCCAGUACUUGGCCAAGCCCAACCGCUUGUUCUUCGACAUGGUGGGUAGAACCUUUUCCUGGUGCUGAAGACACUGUGGACUUCCUUUUUCUUUAAAAGCUGUAAAGCCCACCCAUUCAGAGACAACACAGUCCACCCUGUUUGCCAUCGACUCAAUGAUAAGGAUAGAAGUGACUUUACAACCAUGCGUCCUCCAUGGAUAAAACUGUGCCAUAUGCAAAUGACCAAGCAGAUGGCGUUUACAAAAAAACAUGACAACUAGCAUUUAAAAAAAAAAAACAUGACAAUACAACUACCAAACACUAGCAUUUGAUUAAAAACAUGACACCACAGCUGGAGUAUAUUUCAAAAGCUUAAAACACAGCUAGUAUUUCUUUCAAAACGUGACAAGGCAGCUCGCACCUUUUCUUAAAACUUGAUGACACGGCUCGCGUUUGUUCAAAUCAUGACAACGUCACAAGCGUUUCUUUAAAGGAACUUUCUAUUGCUGUGAACAUUGGCACUUAUUCCAUAGUUCUGGACUUAAAACUAUUGUCUGUAUAAAGAAUUUCCCCCCAAAAAUAUUGUAGGCUUAUUUUUACAUUAUUUGGUGGUUUUUAACAGGCCUGCCCGCAUUUGAGUCGAAAACCUGCUUGAGCUUCGUCAGCGCAAGAAGCAGCUGAUUUUCCCAUACUAGUUAAUGUACUUGGAUGGCUCACAAGCAAGGCUGGGGCGUAAUUGUUAUCUAUAUUCAAAGUCUGGAUCAGAAUCAGAAUCAUCUUUAUUUGCCAAGUAUGUCAAAAACACACAAGGAAUUUGUCUCCGGUAGUUGGAGCCGCUCUUGUAUGACAACAGACAGUCAUUUGACAGAAAAUACUUUUGAGACAUUCAUCCUUCUAUCCAUUCUCUGAGCCGCUUCUCCCCACAAGGGUCGCGGGAGUGCUGGAGCCUAUCCCAGCUAUCAUCGGGCAGGAGGCGGGGUACACCCUGAACU